Penaeus chinensis is the source of this 1528-nucleotide messenger RNA. RefSeq names its product D-threo-3-hydroxyaspartate dehydratase-like. The record is from RefSeq and is a predicted model, not a curated record. Gene Ontology annotation, biological process: D-serine catabolic process. Gene Ontology annotation, molecular function: D-serine ammonia-lyase activity. NCBI's taxonomy places the organism in Eukaryota, Metazoa, Arthropoda, Malacostraca, Decapoda, Penaeidae.
GCGCCUGAACCAAUUCCACGUGAUGGUCGACUCUCGCCUGGCUGUCGAGACGCUGAGGGAGACGCCCACGCCCCUCGGGAAGAAGUGGUCGGUGUUCCUGAAGGUGGACUGCGGGAAUAAUCGAGCCGGAGUGUGGUGGGAGGACGAACACGGCGUAGACCUGGCUGUGACCCUCCACGAGUGUCCGUCGAUUAACUUCAUGGGUGUCUACGUUCACUGCGGAAACUCCUACCGGUCAGAGACGCCCAAGGAUGUAGACAAGAUUAGGGACGAGACGAUAGAACUGCUGCUGAAGUUCGUGGAGCGCGUGGGCAGGCGGGGCGUGAAGUGCCCCGUCGUGGGCAUCGGCUCGACCCCCACCUGCAGAAGGCCCGGGCCCAGCAUGAAGAAGAUUUCGGAACUCCAUCCAGGGAAUUACGUCUUUUUGGACGUCCAGCAGUCGACGAUCGGGUCUUGCUCUCAGGACGACAUCGCUUGCUGCGUCGCCACCAGGGUCAUUGGGCACUACCCACGCAGGAACCAGUUGCUGGUCGACUGCGGCUUCCUGGGCCUCACCAAGCAAGGAUUCGGACACAUGGCUACUGGCUACGGCGUCAUACGUGACCAUCCGAACUUAAGGCUGAUCGACAUGACGCAGGAGAUCGGUUUCGUCGACACGAUCGAGGGAAAGUUGAACUACGAGAAGCACCCGAUCGGAUCGCUUCUCUACGUCAUUCCGUGGCACUCGUGCGCAACGGCGGCCAUGUACCCCUUUUACCACGUGAUCCAAGAUGGCGUCGUGAUCGAGGAAUGGAAACCAACUCGAGGAUGGUAAACAUUGACAAUUUAGGCCUAUUUGUUGUUUUUUUUAUUCAUAUUAUUAAUUCAUUAUUAAUUUUUAUUUGAGGUAAAUUUGAUGAUUCGUUUAUAUACUGUGAAGAAUAUUUUUGAUCCGUAUAUGUGUGUAUAUAUGUAUGGUAAAGUAUAAUGUUGGCAAAUAUUUUUUUUUUUUUUUUGUAUGAGAUUCAUUAAUCCUGUUAUUUGGUGAGAUAUAUAUAUAUAUGAACGAAAAUGGAUAUACUUAUCAUUUUUUUUGUCUGGAUAUUGAUUUUCGAAUUAUGAUUUUCUUACUAAUGGCUUUGUGUUCUAGGAUAACACGUCAGAAUUUAUUGAUAAAGAAAAUGGGUUUUCAUUUUUAUUUUUAUUUUUCGUCUAAGAUAUAUAUAAAAAAAAUUCUUUUCUUUUUACAGUUUAUUUGAUUUAAUUUUUCAGAAGAUUUAAUUUGGAAAGAGAUUAGCGAAAAAAAAAAGAGAGAUAGAGAGAGAAAAAAAAAAAACUAUUUUUUUUAUCCAAAAUUAUAAAUAUUUCUAUGCUAUCUCUUCUCUUGAUUUUUAAUUUGCCAAAUUUUCAACAUCAUCAUCUCUUGGUGUUUGUUAUUCUUAUAGAUAUAUAUUUUGUGCGUUUAUUUUUUCUGGCAUUUGUUGGCGUAUGUGUGUGCUUGUGGUAUAAAUGUUUCUUUUACAUUUAAUAAAGCGGGGAAGAGUGUUAA